Molecule: messenger RNA, 2219 nt
Organism: Zalophus californianus (California sea lion)
Lineage: Eukaryota; Metazoa; Chordata; Mammalia; Carnivora; Otariidae
Gene: YME1L1
Product: YME1 like 1 ATPase
Exons: 10
Coding region: 120-1211 (363 amino acids)
Biological process (GO): mitochondrion organization; protein quality control for misfolded or incompletely synthesized proteins
Cellular component (GO): mitochondrial inner membrane
Molecular function (GO): ATP-dependent peptidase activity; metalloendopeptidase activity; ATP hydrolysis activity
Source: RefSeq, a predicted model, not a curated record
UUCUUUUAGGAAUACUUUUAGUUGGACCACCAGGGACAGGGAAGACACUUCUUGCUCGAGCUGUGGCUGGAGAAGCUGAUGUUCCUUUUUAUUAUGCUUCUGGAUCAGAAUUUGAUGAAAUGUUUGUGGGUGUGGGAGCCAGCCGUAUCAGAAAUCUAUUUAGGGAAGCAAAAGCAAAUGCUCCCUGUGUUAUAUUUAUUGAUGAAUUAGAUUCUGUUGGUGGGAAGCGAAUUGAGUCUCCAAUGCACCCAUAUUCAAGGCAGACUAUAAAUCAACUUCUUGCUGAAAUGGAUGGUUUUAAACCCAAUGAAGGAGUUAUCAUAAUAGGAGCCACAAACUUCCCAGAGGCAUUAGAUAAUGCCUUAAUACGUCCUGGUCGUUUUGACAUGCAGGUUACAGUUCCAAGACCAGAUGUAAAAGGUCGAACAGAAAUUUUGAAAUGGUAUCUCAAUAAAAUAAAGUUUGAUCAGUCUGUUGAUCCAGAAAUUAUAGCUCGAGGUACUGUUGGCUUUUCUGGAGCAGAGUUGGAGAAUCUUGUGAACCAGGCUGCAUUAAAGGCAGCUGUUGAUGGAAAAGAAAUGGUUACCAUGAAGGAACUAGAGUUUUCCAAAGAUAAAAUUCUAAUGGGACCUGAACGCAGAAGCGUGGAAAUUGAUAACAAAAACAAAACCAUCACAGCAUAUCAUGAAUCUGGUCAUGCUAUUAUUGCAUAUUACACUAAAGAUGCAAUGCCUAUCAACAAAGCUACAAUCAUGCCACGAGGGCCAACACUUGGACAUGUGUCCCUGUUGCCUGAGAAUGACAGAUGGAAUGAAACUAGAGCUCAGUUGCUUGCACAGAUGGAUGUUAGUAUGGGAGGAAGAGUAGCUGAGGAGCUUAUAUUUGGAACUGACCAUAUCACAACAGGUGCUUCCAGUGAUUUUGAUAAUGCAACUAAAAUAGCAAAACGGAUGGUUACCAAAUUUGGAAUGAGUGAAAAGCUUGGAGUUAUGACCUACAGUGAUACUGGGAAACUGAGUCCAGAAACUCAAUCUGCUAUUGAACAAGAAAUUAGAAUCCUUCUAAGGGACUCAUAUGAACGAGCGAAACAUAUCUUGAAGACUCAUGCAAAAGAGCAUAAGAAUCUAGCAGAAGCUUUACUAACCUAUGAGACUUUGGAUGCCAAAGAGAUUCAAAUUGUUCUUGAGGGAAAGAAAUUGGAAGUGAGAUGAUAACUCUUAAAAUGGAUGCAUUGCUGGUUUUACUGCAAGAAUAUAUAAGUAGCAUUUCAGUAGUCUCUUUUUGCAAUGCUUUUCUCCCAUUCUUGCCUUGGUGUCACUCAAGGGUGUGAAACACUUUGUCUCUCUUUUGUCAUGUUUAAUCUAAUUUUGGUUAUUCUCCUGAUGACACCUAUUGCAAAUUAUCAACCCAUAGUAAAUAUGUUAAAGAAAAUAAAGAACUAUUAGGAUUGGAAACAGCUUGUUUGAGAAAUGUCAAUAAGUUAUUCAUUUGAAAAUAAGUAGUGAUUUUAUGGUUGGUUCCUCUAUUAGAUGUGAAUAAAAAUUGUGCCUUUAGCUCUUGGGAAGUAUUUUUACUUGGCAAAGUAAAAUUGUUGAAGGAUUGUCUUUGUUUUUAGAUAGUACCUUUUAUCUUUGAUAAAGAUAUGCUGCCAUUUGGCUGUCAGUGAACCAUAUUUCUAUAUAGGUCAGUGGAAACUUCAUUAAGAUGCACUUAAUUAUGCUCCAGAUUGUCCGUAUAUAAAAUAGUUCUUUUUGUUUUUGUCUAAGAGUAGAGAAUUGUAAAUGUACAGAUAUAAUCAGAAUUUACAUGAUUAUAACCUUUUAGAAAUGCAGCUUGCAUUUUCAUGGUCUUUUUUUUUCUUUUAAACAUCAUUAUCAUUCUUACUAAUGAAAUUUAUUUCAGAGCUGCAAGUAUUUUGUUAAAUAAAAAGUGAGUCACUUCAAAAUCUAAAUAACUAUAAUUACGCUUGGUAUUAAAAGAAAAAUUAACCCAAAAUCUCAGUCCCUUCAAAGUGAACUUUGAAUUACCCUAUGUUAGAAAUGUAAAGUCAUGUUUGCUUUUCAUUUGGAUUUAGUGAAUAUGAAUAUGUUGUUACUGGAUUUACAGAUGACUUUAUUUAACUCAAUAGAAAAAUUAUUUUAGAGCUCAUUGUAUUGGUUUUACAACCAAAUUAUAUUCUUGAAGUGAUUUUAUUAAAAUUACCUACAGUUUUCUAAUAA